This is a messenger RNA of Pygoscelis adeliae (Adelie penguin), 1883 nucleotides long. RefSeq names its product gasdermin A (gene GSDMA). Lineage: Eukaryota; Metazoa; Chordata; Aves; Sphenisciformes; Spheniscidae. Gene Ontology annotation, biological process: pyroptotic inflammatory response; defense response to bacterium. Gene Ontology annotation, molecular function: phosphatidylserine binding; phosphatidylinositol-4,5-bisphosphate binding; phosphatidylinositol-4-phosphate binding. Bases 32 to 1381 code for a protein of 449 amino acids. The record is from RefSeq and is a predicted model, not a curated record. The transcript has 9 exons.
UUGGUUCAAAAAUUCACCCAUCCGCAGCAGAAUGUUUAAAAAAGUCACCCAAUCCAUAGUAAAUCAAAUGGAUCCAAGAGGAGACCUGGUCCCAGUUUACAGCAUCUUAGACCAUGAACAUUUCAGACCCCUCUGUCUAGUGAGAAGAAAAAGAAAAGCCUUAUUCCGCCCAUCUCCUGGCUACAAACAGACAUGGUACAGACUCGACGACGUACUGCUGCCAGGAGAAGACGAUAAAAGCGCAGAUUCCCUCUUUCCCAACGGAGACGGCCAAGAUUCAAGGCAAUUUACAGUCAAAAAAAGCGUCAGUGACAGAGUUGAUGGGAGUCUAAGCCUUUGCGUUGAGCCUAUAAGCGUAGAGCUGAAAGGAGCUACCUCCUUGUCCAAAGGGUGGUCCAUCAAGCUGGAGAAGAACCACAUACCCGUACCAAAACUUGAGGCACUGAAAACAGAAAGAAAAAUAAAUGCGAAUCACUCCUUCAUUCAACAACUACAGAAAAUAGACCAGAACUUAUACAUAGUUCACGAAACAAUAGAAACCUCAGAGGAGGCCACCUUCGAGGAAUCCACCACGGCGGAGGGGAGCUUCAUGACCCAGCUUUACGCCAAGUUUCAUGCGAAGGGCACCAGAGAGAACAAACAAAGCAUGACUAUACCCAAGAGCUGCACGCUGGCGUUCAGGGCAAUCCAGCUGGCCAUUACAGACAGGUCAUGGGGUCUUCAAUAUUUCCCAAAACAAAGCAGAUCAGUGUUCGUAUCUGACGGUUCCUCACAAGAAACAUUAGGAGCACUGAGGGUAGAAGUUAAAGAGAAUUGUCAAAUUCUCUCCAGCCUGUCUUCUGACCUGUUUGUCAUAUUUUUAAAAGCCAUCAAAGCUGUGAUGAGAGACAGGAACCUCUUUCAAGAACUGACCCAGAAAAUGGAAGCAGUUCUUGAUGAAACUGGUAGUUGUGAGCUGAAAACAGAAAGCCCAGACUUAAAAGACCUGUUGAGCAGCUUGCAGUAUUCUUCAAGACAACUUCUCCUUAAGCUGGCAGGAGCAAUCACCUACACUCUUGACGCGUUAGAUGAGCUAACGGAGGAUCAGCUGCUGCUAUUGCUAGAGUCUUUGGAAGAGAAGAUUGUGUCCCAACAGCUUAAGCUGGUUGAGAGCAUCUUGGAACACGACAUAGAACACGGGAAGGGGCAUUUCAGCGUGGAUGCCAGCUUGCUCUCCUUCUCACAAGAGAAGGAACAAAAAUUAACCAUUGCAAUGGUCGAGAUGAGUGGAGUGAAGCUCCAGAAAGACGGAUCUGCUGUCUGUACGGAAAAAGCCUUCUCGGCCAUAGCAGCCCUGUACGUGUCUCUGUACAUUCUCGAUCUUCUGAGUAGCUCGGAUUAGGCUACACACGUCCUCCCGUUAGGGAUGACUUAAAGGGAAUCACUUGACAAUGUAUUUCAAAGUCUCUUACUGCAAGCCAGUUUCUCUCUCCAAACUGUACCCCUACACAGGUGAGGCAUUCCUUAUUCAUGCUCGGUGCCGAUUUGAAAUGAGUCGGAAAAGCAGACUUAAGGCAAGAAAACUCCUUACGGAAACCAGAAGCCGGAUACCAAAAUCGAUUUUUCUCUGCCCCCAUAUGAAUGCAGAGUGCCAACUGAAAAAUCCACUAGCCCAGAUAAUCACAAGCCUGUCAGCUGCGCUUCACGUGAUCCUGGUUUUCCUAAAAGACGCUAGCACACGGCCACUCACGCAACCAGUAAGGCACAAAGGAAUAAGUCAGCGAUAAUUCGCUCACCCUGGUCACACCUGCGGUUCACGUGCGACUCGGCAAGCUGCGGGAUCUCACAGCAAUUUAGUGAUGGACGCCUGGUAAAACGGCACCUCCACCGCACCGUUACGCACC